AUGGAGGUAAAUGGACAGCUCGGGAAUGAAACCACUCUGCCGAUUUCCCAAAACAGCGAGGGGGAGCCGGCCUACAGAAUGCAAACAAACACCAUCGAGACUCAACGGGACGCUGGUCAAUAUCUCACUAAAACAAUCAGUCCUCCCUGGAAUCAGCUUGUUGCAAAGCCGAAGGAAUACAACUCGAGAAGUCGUUUGUCAGGCAGAACCCAGCACUGGCAGAUUUACAAUGAAAAGGAAUGGCCACCGCUGCAGAAGACCACGUCUUCUACCCCAGCACCAGAAAGAAAAUUAUCACAGAUCAAGGCAACAACAAAGGCUCAAAGCAAAGUGCCUCAAGCAGCUGGAAUUCCACUGGAAAAUAGAUUUACGCCACUCUCCGAGACCCCUGACCCAGGGAAAGUUGGAACACCGAGCUCGAAAGAGAGGUAUGGUGCUAAUGCAUGUGCUACCAAGCUACAGAGAAAGCGACCCACUGGGCCCCGCACUCUGAUAGUGGGCGACAUUGCUAGUCCCGCAGACGUCACUGUAGAAGAACUUCACCCUGAGAAGCACAAUCCCGUCCACGUUAAACAGGAGGAGCCUGACAUGCCGUUGAUCAAACAGGAGGCGGAGUCAGAGACCUCUGACAUCAAAGAAGAAAAACAGGAAAUUGAAAUCCUCAAGUUUCCAAUGGGUGUCGGUGUGAAGAGCGAAGAAGACGAAGGACCAAGCGAAGAGAGCGGAGCAGCGAACCCUUUGAGCAACAGCUCAUUUCAGCACCAGACAACAAAAGGAGAGCAACCGGACGGCCUCUUAGCUCUGCUUUCGGACAGCGAUGACUCAACGUCACAUUCUUCUGACUUUAAUACUGAUGAGGAGGAGCAUGACUUUGACCAAAAUGCUUCAAAAUCCUUAGACAAGUCAUCAUUUAAAAGAGACGCAAAGGAAGGCGUGGAAAAUUUGAACUAUCACACAAGAACACACACUGGAGAGAAGCCUUUUGCCUGCACACUUUGUGGUAAAAGGUUCACAAGUCAGGGACAUUUAAACAGUCACACAAGAACACACACUAGAGAGAAAUCAUUUGCCUGCACAUGUUGUGGUAAAAGAUUCACCCAUCAGGGAAGUUUAAACUAUCACACAAGCACACACACCGGAGAGAAUCCUUAUGCCUGCACACUUUGUGAUAAAAAAUACUCCACGAAGGCAAAAUUAAACAUACACACAAGAACACACACUGGAGAGAAGCCUUUUGCCUGCGCACUUUGUGGUAAAAGAUUCACCCGUAAGGACGAUUUAAACAUUCACACAAGAACACACACUGGAGAGAAGCCUUUUGCCUGUGCACUUUGUGGUAAAAGAUUCACCCGUAAGGACGAUUUAAACAUUCACACAAGAAAACACACUGGAGAGAAACCUUUUGCCUGCACACUUUGUGAUAAAAAAUUCUCCACGAAGAUACAAUUAAACAUUCACACAAGAACACACACUGGAGAGAAGCCUUUUGCCUGCACAUGUUGUGGUAAAAGAUUCACCCAAAAGGAAAAUUUAAGCAUUCACACAAGAACACACACUGGAGAGAAGCCGUUUGCCUGCACACUUUGUGGUAAAAGAUUCACCUGUAAGGGAGAUUUAAACAAACACACAAGCACACACACCGGAGCGAAGCCUUAUGCCUGCACACUUUGUGAUAAAAAAUACUCCUCGAAGAUGGUUGAAACAGAACUUGAUGGCUCCAAGACAUUGUCGUCCGAGCUCAUCCUCUUCCAUCGGCAGGAUGCUUGGAAACAGGAUGCUUUGUUAAUUUUUUGA
Molecule: messenger RNA, 1794 nt
Organism: Nerophis lumbriciformis (worm pipefish)
Lineage: Eukaryota; Metazoa; Chordata; Actinopteri; Syngnathiformes; Syngnathidae
Source: RefSeq, a predicted model, not a curated record